This is a messenger RNA of Magnolia sinica, 2631 nucleotides long. Its product is annotated as glutamate--tRNA ligase, cytoplasmic. Gene Ontology annotation, biological process: translation; glutamyl-tRNA aminoacylation. Lineage: Eukaryota; Viridiplantae; Streptophyta; Magnoliopsida; Magnoliales; Magnoliaceae. Bases 174 to 2378 code for a protein of 734 amino acids. Gene Ontology annotation, cellular component: cytoplasm; cytosol; methionyl glutamyl tRNA synthetase complex. The record is from RefSeq and is a predicted model, not a curated record. Gene Ontology annotation, molecular function: glutamate-tRNA ligase activity; ATP binding. The transcript has 6 exons.
UAAGUAGUGGUUGCUUCCUGCGUUCCUUCGUAAUGCUUUCGGUGUGCGGCGACGAAAACAGCUUCUUGUUUCAGCAACCUUCAUAUCUAAUAAAAUCGCUUCUCCCUCUCUUAAUUCCUGCAGAAAACCCUAAUCCUAAUUCUCAGAUCUGAAUUUCCUUGAUUCCUCCGGCAAUGGAAUCCAUUACCGUCGUAUUCCCCGCCGAUAAUCCUCCGCUUUCGGUCUUCGCAGUAGCGAAAGUCGCCGGCAUUUCGCUGUCGCCGGACUCCAGCCUUCCAUCCGGUUCAGCUCCAGUUCUCCGUCUCUCCUCAGGAUGGGAAUUGCGUGGGACCAACAUACUUAUACGUUAUCUCGGUCGGUUAGCAAAUUUGUACGGCCAUGAUGCCCUUGAAUCUGCACAGAUUGAUGAAUGGCUAGAAUAUGCAUCAAUCUUUUCAUCUGGUUCUGAAUUUGAGGGUGCCUGUGGCCAUGUGGAUGGUUAUUUGUCAGUGAGGACAUUUUUGGUUGGUUAUAAUUUGUCAAUUGCAGACAUAGCAAUCUGGUCAGGUCUUGCAGGUACUGGGCAAAGAUGGGAAAGUUUGAGGAAGUCAAAAAAAUACCAGAAUCUAGUUCGUUGGUUCAAUUCAAUAGCUGAGGAAUAUGGGACUGCUUUAAAUGAGAUCACAGCAACAUAUGUAGGGAAAAGAGGGUUAGGUAAACCAGUUGCCACCAAACCAAAGGAAGGAGACCAAAGUGGCAACAAAUCAGCAAAGGUAAAUGAAGAGCGGUCAGUGAAGGAGGAAAGCAAUGAGAAGGAAAAGUCUGGUGGAUCUUUUGAAAUAGACCUUCCAGGUGCUAAAAUCGGAGAGGUAUGCUUGCGAUUUGCACCGGAGCCCAGUGGGUAUCUUCACAUUGGGCAUUCAAAAGCUGCACUUCUGAACAAGUAUUUCGCCCAAAGAUACAAAGGGCGUUUGAUUGUCCGCUUUGAUGACACAAAUCCUGCUAAGGAGAGCAAUGAGUUUGUGGAGAAUCUGUUAAUAGAUAUUGAGACAUUGGGUAUCAAGUAUGAUGCUGUUACGUAUACUUCUGAUUACUUCCCACAGUUGAUGGAAAUGGCUGAGAACCUCAUAGCGAAGGGAAAAGCAUAUGUUGAUGAUACACCACGGGAGCAGAUGCAGAAAGAAAGAAUGGAUGGCAUUGAAUCAAAAUGUAGGAAUAAUAGUGUGGAUCAGAAUUUGGCCUUAUGGAAAGAAAUGAUUGCUGCAUCUGAAAGAGGCCUGCAGUGCUGUGUCAGAGGCAAGCUGGACAUGCAGGCUCCUAACAAGUCACUAAGAGAUCCAGUUUAUUAUCGCUGCAAUCCAAUGUCUCAUCACCGUAUUGGUUCUAAGUAUAAGUUAUACCCUACAUAUGAUUUUGCUUGUCCCUUUGUCGAUGCUAUUGAGGGCAUUACCCACGCACUACGCUCAAGUGAAUAUCAUGAUCGUAACGAUCAGUACUACUGGAUCCUGAAGGAUAUGGGAUUGCGCAAAGUCCAAAUUUAUGAGUUUAGUCGCUUGAAUAUGGUGUAUACGCUUCUGAGCAAGCGUAAGCUUCUCUGGUUUGUUCAAAAUGGAAAAGUUGAGGGGUGGGAUGAUCCUCGUUUCCCGACCGUGCAGGGAAUAGUACGUAGAGGCCUCCAAAUUGAUGCAUUGAUACAGUUCAUUCUUCAACAGGGCGCCUCAAAAAAUCUCAACCUCAUGGAGUGGGAUAAGCUGUGGACCAUCAAUAAGAAGAUAAUUGAUCCAAUAUGUCCCAGACAUACUGCUGUCCUUGAAGAACAGCGUGUACUGAUGAUCCUAACUGAUGGUCCUGAGAAACCAUUUGUCCGUGUUAUACCCAGACAUAAGAAGUUUGAGGGAGCUGGGAAAAAAGCGACAACAUUCGCGAACAGAAUAUGGAUAGACAACGCUGAUGCAUCAUCUGUCUCAGUUGGUGAGGAGAUAACUUUGAUGGAUUGGGGUAAUGCAAAAAUUAAAGAAAUCGAGAAGGAUGCAGAAGGAAACAUAACAUCAUUGAGAGGGGUGUUGCAUCUUGAAGGGUCUGUUAAGACCACAAAAUUGAAGCUGACAUGGUUAGCCGAUACAGAUGAGUUGGUCAACCUUUCAUUGGUUGAAUUCGAUUAUCUAAUCACAAAGAAGAAGCUGGAAGAAGGGGAAGACUUCAUAGAUGUUCUCAACCCCUGCACUAGGCGGGAGACUUCAGCCUUUGGGGAUUCUAACAUGCGUAAUCUGAAGCGUGGGGAGAUACUUCAGCUGGAAAGGAGGGGAUAUUUUCGGUGCGAUGUUCCUUUCGUCAGACCUUCUAAGCCUAUAGUUCUGAUAGCAAUCCCAGACGGUAGACAACCAACAUCAUCGAGGUGAUCUCACCUUAUAAUUUAACCUAUAAAGAGGUUCUUAUUUAUAGAUGUCACGUGUGAGGAACAAUACGGAGUGAGUACCAUUUAGUAGUUGAAACUUUUUUGUAAUUUGUAAUGGGAGUGGAUUUCUUCAUUAUUAGGUACAUCUUCUGAUUUCUAUAAACUGUUUUGCAUGCUUUACAAGCAUUGAAGAACAAGUCAGUUUUGCUUUUCCCCUGAAUAGUUGCGACAUGAUCAUAUUCACAAUCUUUACUGUU